ACUGCAGCUCGACGUUAGACAUGAUUGAACAGUGUUAUGUCCAAUCAACCAUUUAAUUAGGACGUUGCGCCUCUUCAUUCUCUCCUCGUUCGUAUAACGUCCUUCCUCUUUCCACUUGUCAGAAUUUCAAGUCAGAAGUUGCAUUUAUUUCUCUUUAUGUAAAGUGUUUUUUCCGGCACCAUGUAUAGCAGCAGUUCCAGGAAGGCCGAGGGCCGUUCGGCGUGCUGGUGGCCAGCUGGUGGACUGCAGCGGUACUGGCCCGGCCGAGCUGGAAACCAGUGAGCUCAUUCUGGCUGCAUGGAGAGAGGGCGGGGCUCCCAGCAUCAUCACCACCGGCCAUCACUUCUUCAUUGUAGGAGCUGCUGCUGAUGCUGAGCUCGCGGCGAAGAGGCGGCGAUUGAGCUGUAAAUAUAAAAAUCCACGCCGCGUGCCAUGGAUGCGACUUCACGCACGAUGAAAAUGGAUUAUUAGCCCUUUUCUUUAAUAGGAUAAUGAGGAAGAAGAGGAUCUGGAAACUGUGGGAGCACCUCGGAAAGUUACUGUGAAGUCUCAAUGAACGCAUCAGAAGAGCCUCUCUAGUAUUCGACUCAAUGGCCAAGAAGGGGCGUGCGAAGGGCGAGAAGCCCGAAGCGCUCAUCUCUGCCCUGCAGGCAGCCAACGAAGACCUCAGGUCCAAGCUGACUGACAUUCAGAUAGAGCUGCACCAGGAGAAAUGCAAGGUGAGCAAACUGGAGCGCGACAAGGUGCAGGAGGUGAAGCGGGUGCGGGAGCAGGAGCAGCAUCGCUACACCGCCACGCUGACGGAGCAGCGCGCCAAGUGGCACGAGGAGAAGCAGAAGGAGCUGCAGGCCCUCAGGGAGAACCUGACGCGGCAGCACGAGCAGGAGCUGGCCCGCCACGCCAAGAUCAAGGAGCAGGAGAACCAGCGGCUGAAGGCGGCGCUCAGCGCCAUACGCGACGGCAGCGGGGAGAAGGUGCGCACGGCUCUGACCCUGGAGGCCAAAGAGGAGGCGCGGCGCUUCUUUGACCAGGAGAGGGUGAAGCUCCUGCAGGAGAUCGCAGAGCUGAAGUCGUGCAAGAAGCAGACGGACGAGGCUCUGAGCACCAUGAUCCAGGCCGACAAGAUGAAGGCGGGCGACCUGCGGGUGGAGCACCAGCAGCACCAGGAGCAGAUCUCCAAGAUCAAGUGGGACUGUGAGCGCGACAUCCGCAGACUGGUGGACGAAAUCAAAACCAAGGACCGCACCAUCUUCGCUCUGGAGAAGGAGCUGGAGUCCACGUCGGGGUUCCUGCAGAAGCUGCAGCUUCAGAAGGACGCGCUGGACGAGCAGCUCUUCCUGGUCAAGGAGGCCGAGUGCGGCCUGGGAAGCCCCAAGAGAGAGAUCCCGGGCCGGGUCGGAGACGGAGCGGAGCACUGCAGCAGCCCGGAUCUGAGGAGGAACCAGAGGCGCGUUGCUGAGCUCAACUCCACCAUCCGCAAACUGGAGGACCGCAACUCGCUGCUGGUGGACGAGAGGAACGAGCUGCUGAAGCGAGUUCGAGAGGCGGAGAAGCAGUGCAAGCCUCUGCUCGACAAGAACAAGCUGCUGAACAAGAGGAACGACGACUUGACUCAGACCAUCCAGAAGCUGGAGGAGAAGCUGAGGAGCCUGGCCAAGGAGAACCUGGAGAUGAAGGAGAAGAUCAGCUCCCAUCCUCCGCUGAAGAAGCUCAAGUCUCUAAACGACCUGGACCAAGCUCACGAUGACCAGGAGAUAGCGUUCCUCAAGCUCCAGGUCUUGGAGCAACAAAGCAUGAUCGAUGAGCUGACGAGGGACCGAGAGCGACUCCUAAGGAAGAAAAGGCAUAAAAGAAGUUCAAGGCCCAUAAAGAGGCACAUCGUGGUCGACACCUUCUUUGGUUACGAUGAAGAGUCUAUGGACUCGGAAACGUCGUCCGUGGCUUCGUUCCGGAUGGACAGAACCCCCGCCACUCCCGAUGAAGACGUGGACGAGGCUCUCGCCAACGAGGAGUCGGAGCUGCGCUUCCGCCAGCUGACCAGGGAGUACCAGGCCCUGCAGCGAGCCUACGCCCUGCUGCAGGAGCAGAAGGGCGGCAUCCUGGAUGCCGAGAUGGAGGCCAAGGCUCAAGAGCAGCUCCAAGCUGAUGUUCUCAGGUACAAAUCCAAAAUAGAGGAUCUGGAGAAAGAACUGACCAUGAAGGGACAGGAUUCCAAGUGGGUGGAGGAGAAGCAGCUCUUCUUACGCAGGAACCAGGAGCUCUUAGAGAAGGCAGAAAAGGUGGAGUCAGACCACAGUCGGCUGCAGCAAGAGCUGCAAGACUCCAAAGACCAGAAUGAACUGCUAGAGUUCAGGAUCCUGGAGUUAGAGGAGCGUGAGAGGAGGUCGCCUCCCUUCAACCACCUGAGGAUGCAUCCGUUCUCUGAAGGAGUCAGCGCCCUGCAGAUUUACUGUAUGAAGGAAGGCGUGAAGGACGUGUGCAUACCAGACCUCAUCAAGCUGUUGGACAUCCUGGGAGACAACGGGAACCUGAGGAACGAGGAGCAGGUGGCCAUCAUCCAGGCCAGCACCGUCCUCUCACUGGCAGAAAAGUGGAUCCAACAGAUCGAAGGGACGGAGGCGGCGCUGCACCAGAAGAUGAUGGACCUGGAGAUCGAGAUGGAAAUGUUCUGCAAACAGAAAGGCUAUCUAGAAGAGGAGCUGGACUACAGGAAGCAGGCCCUGGACCAGGCCUACAUGCAAAUCCAGGAGUUGGAGGCGACGCUGUACAACGCGCUGCAGCAGGACAAGGUGAUAAAGUACGGAGAGCCGCUGGAUGAGCGUCAAAGGGACGAGCUGCGGACGGCGGUGGAGAAACUGAGGAGGCAGAUGCUGAGGAAGAGCCGAGAAUACGACUGCCAGAUCCUCCAGGAGAGGAUGGAGCUGCUGCACCAGGCGCACCAGAGAAUUCGUGACCUUGAAGACAAGACAGAGAUCCAGAGGCGGCAGAUUAAAGACCUGGAGGAAAAGGUAGCGUCACAAAAGGGACACGCUGAGUUCAUGAGUCUUUUCCCUCCAGUCUCAAUAUUCACUUACUGGCUUUAAAUUUGAAGGUUUGACACCAAUAUUAC
Betta splendens (Siamese fighting fish) is the source of this 3109-nucleotide messenger RNA. RefSeq names its product janus kinase and microtubule interacting protein 2 (gene jakmip2). Lineage: Eukaryota; Metazoa; Chordata; Actinopteri; Anabantiformes; Osphronemidae. Gene Ontology annotation, molecular function: microtubule binding; kinase binding. The record is from RefSeq and is a predicted model, not a curated record. Bases 591 to 3083 code for a protein of 830 amino acids. The transcript is spliced from 22 exons.